AUGCUGCACGGGAAUCUGAAUAAUCUCUCUAAGUCGUGGCUUCUGGAGACGAUUUGUGAAAGUUCCCCAGCCUUAAAGCUGGCUUUUAAAGAGGAUAAGGUUAUCUCGGUAGGUACAAUCUUGCUAUGCAAUCACAUUCUGCUGCUCUGACAAUGAUCUUUCAGAUAGAUUUCAGUGAUAUUACAAAUGGGAAGGGGUUCCAAUCGUUUAUCUAUUUGGCUACAGUCAGCUACAAAGACAUCGCCGGUCGCCCUGAGCAGUUCCAAUGUGUUCUCAAAGUGCCGACGAGGGUAUUCAACGAUCAUGGCGUUGAACAAACAAAUCCGGAGGAAGUAGGUGUUGUCUAUCUCUAUGCUCUUACCCACGAGUUUGUGAUCUCCUAAGGUCUUCGAAAGAGGGUCAACAGAAACCUGCGACAUAGCUGGGAAAGUGCUCGAGGUACGACAUAUCAGACUUCCUUUAAAUUUUGCGCUUCAACGAGAGAGCGCGUGAAAUGCGGAAAGCGAUAUGACGGGAAACAGUUUUUUAGCCAUAACUUUGUCCUUUUUCAGCAGCAAAAUUGAUAUUAGAACGUUUGCGGUAAACAUUAUUAUUUCUAUGUCUUGUCUACCAAACCCCAAGAAUGUUUCAAUUAACUGUUGAUUAGAAAUAUCUCUUGUCAGGGUACUACAAAUGCAUUCACUUCCAGAAAACCGCCGAAUUCUUUUUCGAACUUGUCAACUCCCUGCAUGAUCAAGAAUGCCUUGUCUACAAGUUCCUUGGCCCGCUUGCGGGGGUUGGAUUUCCCAUUCCAAAAGUUUACAAGACAAUUUCUCGGAAUCAGGCGGCGAAAUUGUCAUCAGAAAACAAGUCGCCAGUUAUUGUAAUGGAAUUCAUAAAAGGGAAGACUGCAAGCAUAUUCGAGACUUUCACAGAACCGCAGCUACUGAAUAUGGCUCAAGAUUUGGCCGUGCUGCACGAUGAGGUCGGUCAACGAGCCGAUAAAACGUGGGAAGAAGGGUUCGACACGCGUUUUCGUUUCCAUCCAGAAGCCGCGAAAAUGUUGACAAAUGGAUUGGAAUUCUUUAAAGCCGACGUUCCGGGUACGUACUCGUCAAAGUAUUAACGUAACAAAAUUUGGCUAGUUUUGCAGCUUACUGAGAACGAAACUUUGUACAAAUAUAAUAAGAUGAUUUUUCUGCCGUUUUUUCCAAGCAAAACUGUCAAAGAUGUAAAAAAAAAUUUUUUUUUCUGUGAGCACCCUCCGCGUUUUUCGAGAUGAAAAAACGCCGAGGAUCGCAAUUGGACCACUUUUCUUGUAAGCCUAUUUCAGACAGCGCAAGUUACAUCGACACUCUAAAAAAGAUCGAUUUGCAUUGGUUUAUAAGGUACUCCAUGAAAACUUUGCCUGAGAAGUUCAAUGCGCAGACUUUAGCCCAUGGCGAUGCAUGGAGCAAUAACGUGAUCUUUGAAGAAACGUCUGAUGGGAGUACUGGUGAUAAGGUCGCCGCUUACAUUGAUUGGCAAAUGUCUUUCUGGGGUACGUGCCUUUCCUGGAGAAUCUGUGGAUACUGUAACAAAACCGAAUACUUUUAUAGAUCACCUGUGGAGUUUCUGCACUACGUUCUCCCAAGUUAAUUAUUUUCAGGAAGUCAAUUGCAAGAUCUAUGUCAAUUCCUUGUUAUCUGCACUGACGCUGAAAUCCGCGAGGUUGUUUGGGAGAAGGUCUUACUUGAGUAUUAUCAAAAACUCGCUGAUCUUCAUGCCCGCAGGAAUAUAAACGUGCCCUUUACAUUUGAUGAGGUAGGCUAGUAACAUGCAAGGAUGCCAAAUAUGUCAAGUCGCAUAAUAAAUUUUUUUCUUGUUGUGAUUUUUUUACAGUAGGCGAAGAAACUUUUUGAGUCAACCCGUGAAAAUCACGAUUCUACAAUGUCUGAUAUGGUCCGUUCGGAAAGUCGCCAGACUGAUUUCGGCAACAUGCACUGCACGAAAAUAAAACUUCACUUUACACUCUGCAUUUUCUUACUUCUUGCGCUUCAGCGACUCUCCGGACGGACUAGUACUUUAAUGCAGCAGUUUUUUUUAAAAAAAAUCAAGUUUUUUGCUGUGAAAGACUAUUGAAUGAUUAUGUAUCGAUAAUUUUGUCGUUUAGGCGAAGGAAAUGUUCCAAGUGCUUCAAGUCUUCUUCGGAAUAAACAUUGCUCUUUAUUACCAACUCAACACGGCCGUGUAUAACGCAGAAAACACCGAGGAAGGGAGAAGGAAUAAAACGAAGCUGAAGAAAAGAGCGCUCGAAGCAAUAAAGAACGCCACGAGACUGGUGGAAACUCUUGGUCUUGAUGAUGUUAGCGAUAAUGCUGAAGCAGAAGUUGGAAAGUGA
Bursaphelenchus xylophilus (pine wood nematode) is the source of this 2359-nucleotide messenger RNA. The record is from the annotation of a GenBank genome assembly. NCBI's taxonomy places the organism in Eukaryota, Metazoa, Nematoda, Chromadorea, Rhabditida, Aphelenchoididae.